GUGGUUUUUACGAAUGAUACCUCGUCGAAGAAGAGAGGUGCAAUCGUCGUGAGCUACGGAGAUGAGGUGAUCAGACGACGGCUGAAACAACUACUUAAGAUUGUCAGCCUAUUCCAGAGGCGUAUUCACAGCUGCAGCGUGGACACUGAGUAUCGGCAUGAGGAGUCUCCUGUAGAAGAGUGUAAGAUCCCGGAUCUACCUGCCAGCACACUGCUGAAGGCUACUCUAAGAACGUUAACUGUGAAGGUCAUUGAUGAUCGACCAACAACUGGCGGUCACUUCCACACGGACCAGACCGGAUUCCACUCCCUGAUCCACGACGCAACGGGACUGGACAGCACUGCAGCCAGUGUUAAUACCUCCUGUCUACUCGACAAACCAGUGCGAUUGCAGACGCCAGGAGUGUGGAAUCAGCAGAAGGGCAGACCGCCACUUUCACGGACGUUUCAGGCGGAAACACCGGCGGUGCAGAAACACAUGCAGGAGCACAGCAGCCUGGUCGCCACGCCGACGAAGUCCCGAGUCGACGCGUCCGGACCCGAGACGCGCGCGGCGAUCCUGCACGACGUCAUCGCUCCGCAGGAGAUCAUGUUCCCGAACACGUUCAUAGGUGGCGUCGGCGAGCUGUCGUGGUCCAUCGUCGACAUGCGCGCGGCGGCGGCGGUGGCGGCCGAGGCGAACGUCGCUGUGCAGCUGUUCCCGCUCGAGCCGACAUAUAUGAUGGUUGGAGCUGGUCCCAUGCAGCCAUCCAGCUCAAUGGUGUUCCACGUUGCGAAAUCUGCGUGGACUGUGCAGUAUGGCGGAACGACGACAGUACCAGUCAGGUUUACACCGAUGAACGCUGGCCGCUAUCAUCAGAUAUGGAAAGUGGAGUUGUCUCUGGGAACACGGACUGAGGUUCGAACGCUGCGAAUUUACGGCGAUGGGACAAAGAGGGCGAUUCCAACAACAGCUUCAUCAGGAUACAAACCUGUCACUGCUAGACAGCAAGAGCUUGACUUUGGCAGUGUAGACCUUGGGUCCACAUCCAAGUUAAAACUACAGAUUUGUAACAAGACAGAUUGUAAUUACGCUCUGAACGUAGCGUUGCCCAGCCCGCCGUUCAACGUGUCCGACAAGAACAAGCACGUGUCGCUGAAGUCACAUCACUUCGUUUCGCUACCGAUCUACUUCCGGCCAAACCGGACGGGCGUUUACUGUCACACACUGACCAUUGACGUGCAAGACCAGGACAGCCUAUCCGUGCAGCUGAAGGGGGAAUGCAAGAUACACUAGACGUGGCGGAAGCGAGAAAAAACGUGGCGUUAUCCCGUGCGAGACGGGCCUUAUUAUAAAAACGGCUACUUGUCUGUGAAAUGGGGCUUAUUGGGGGAAAAAUGGGGGUAGGGUGGUCAUACAUGUGAAAAACAGGUGUGUUAUUUGUGAAACGUGCCUUAUGUUUGUGUGUGGCAUUGCAGUGGGACUCGCUCUGUGAUUUUAUUAACAUGUCUGGCUAAUAAUUAAUGAUUUCAUGGUGAUUUAAACCAUAUUGUGAAUGUGAAUUGCCAUUGUGUUUUUCUGUCUGUAGACAUCAUAGCACGAACCUAUUAAGCGCAUCGCAUAAUUCAUCGCUGUUUCGUUGAUAGGUAGGUUAAAAGCCCAUGACAUCCCCAGUUUUUUUAAACCAUGCCUUUGUACCAGUCCCAUUUUUUCUGUGAUCAUUUUGAAGCAUUCCAUACCAGCGCUGAAGGGUCCUUCCUCUAGCUAGAAACACUACAGCUAUAGCUAGUGCUGUUGGAGCCUGGCUGGGUUGUCAUGAGACCUAGCCGUGGAUGUUGCCUCGAAUCCACUGUUUCCCUCUUCCAUCACCGAGUAGACCUUUGUCCUCCUGCCUUGCUAUUCUCAAUCAGCUGCCGAGUCAAUAUUAUAUAUGAUGGUCUUUCUCCCUGUGUGCCUAGUCAAUCGUGUGCUCUAUUAGCAGUGUUAGUGUAACGACGAUGAUGACGUUACCCGUUGAAGUGUAGAUCUGUUGUAGCGAUGGAUAAUGAAACUCCAAACUCCAAGCAGUAGUGUUCAGCAAAUAGUAUAUUGUUUCUCAAACCACAUACGCUCGCACAGAGGCACGCAGACGCGUGCCUCGCGCACUCACGUCCGACCUCUCUCACCACCAAGAACCUUCUCCUUUAUACAUUUCUAGAUAACAGAGGACGUCGCACGCGCCCGGACAACCACCUGCUGCCCACAUGUACAACAACCCCCUCUCAACCGUUUCGCAUCUCCAUCAUCCAUACUACAACAAACACGCUACCGCCGACCAACAUAUUAUGCAACCGCAGUCGCUACAUUUUCAAUCACUCAACUACUAUUUGUGACAUCUGCAACCCAUACUUUACAUUAGCUCCACCGUGAACAGUACGAUUGUAUAUCUGGUAUAGGUAUGUUCAUGACUUCGCGAAGCUGGAGCACUGAUGAAAAUGUGAGCUGCUGCCCAUCGCUUGUCAACACCUCCCUUCCAGUUUCAGGCUGCAUUUAGUUGCCAUGCUUCCUUUCCUUUUGAAGAACCCCUCCCCCAUGCACCUUAACUCUUUCGUAAGGACAAUCAGCUUAGUGUAAAAUGAAAGCAUCUUUAAAGGUUGUUUCCAUUAUUUGAUGUGAAAGGAAAAGUGGAAUCGACCAAUUUUAUAAUUCCAUGUGGUUAUUUGUUAUUUGUGUAUUGUUUCACUGUAUAGCAAUCACUAAUGUACAUUGUGUGUGAAAAUAAUUAAAUAUUAAUAAAAUGUCUAAUAUAUUUUUCGGAACUUUA
This is a messenger RNA of Priapulus caudatus, 2782 nucleotides long. RefSeq lists its product as uncharacterized. The record is from RefSeq and is a predicted model, not a curated record. NCBI's taxonomy places the organism in Eukaryota, Metazoa, Priapulida, Priapulimorpha, Priapulimorphida, Priapulidae. Bases 478 to 1275 code for a protein of 265 amino acids. Gene Ontology annotation, molecular function: protein kinase binding. Gene Ontology annotation, biological process: protein localization to centrosome; centrosome-templated microtubule nucleation; mitotic spindle assembly. Gene Ontology annotation, cellular component: cytoplasm; centriole; pericentriolar material. The transcript is spliced from 10 exons.